AACCUGUUAUUUGAAUUUUGGAUUCUUCUUCUUUACCAUGAAGGUGUCGGUGCUAAAUACAGUGGAUACCUCGCAUGAGGAUAUGAUCGUAAGUGGCUGACAUUUAGAUAAAUCUAGAUUGUGUUUCGCCAAACCAAGAAACCAGAAAUUUGUUAGUUUGAAAAGGCCGGUUCUCCCGCCGUCUGAGAGAGGAUACACGAGAACACACGACUCACUGUGAAAGAAAUUCACUGACUUGCUUGCGUUUGAGUCAUCUUUGUUUGACUCAGAAGCCUUUAAUAUUUAAGCAUUAAAAUCUUUAAUCUCUCUUGCAUUUAUGCCAUUUAUAGUCAGUUUAUUUUAAUACACAAUUUUAAAUUAAAAGGAAAUGAGAGUGAAGCAAACAAAAAUGACGUUCAUAAUUUAACCUACUGGGAUGUUAAGAGAUUUCAUGUGGACAUAACUGAUGAAACAAAAUACUUACUAAUGUGAAUUUCUCCAGGUUUACUUGUUCAAAUGUACAUGUUAACAAAAUCAUUGGCUGUUCAAGGGCUGUUUGAAUUAUAAUAAAUUGAAAGCAUGGUACUCUCCAGGGGCGAUCCCACACGUAUUUGAAAGAUUGUUUUUGAUUAGCUGAGAAAACAGUAGGGAUUGUCAUAUAACAAUGCCCCUAUCCCUGAAAACAGUGGAGGUGCAGAUUAAAGGGGACCAGUGAAAUAAGAGGUUUAGAACGGUGCAGGUCUACUGCUCUCCGGGAGCUUUACAGUGUAAUGUCACUAUGUAGCCUGCAGCUCCUUGGCCUCCUUCACAGAUGUUCCUUUGGCUUUUACGGCUAGCAGCUUCUCUUGACUUUGCUGAUGAGAUUGCUCUUUUGUCUAAUGUGGUUGAUCAGGCUCAGAAACUACCCACACUAACAGAGUCUGAGUGCAAGAAAGUAGGCCUGCAGCUUAACCUAAAGAAUAUAGAGGUUAUCAAUUACAACUCGAGUGUCGAUACUCCACUCAAAACUAUGGAAGGAAAAGAACUGCAAGAAGUUCAGGAUUUUAAUUAUUUAGUUUCUCUCAUUGCCUGUACAGAGAGUGACAUAAAAGAUGUGGAGAUCUAAUAUGUCCAGUGGGCGUAUAACUGUCAUUCUUCAAAGCCACUGUAGAAUUUGUUCUUCUUCACGGGGUUGAAACCUAGACCCUAACCCUUACCCUUGUCAAGUCAUUAUUUUUGCUAUACUUGCAUGCUGUGAGUGACCUUGAAUGUUUCCUGGCAAAGCCACACCUCCAAUGAAGAUGCUUUUGGAGAUUUUCUGAGAGUCGGAGAUAAAGUAGCAGCAAGAAGGAUCAGGCUCGCUGGGCACUAUCAAGGACAUCCCAACCUCCCAGCACACAAACUCACCAGGACUUUGGGAGCCAACCCACGGCCAUAGAAGUAGAGGACGACCAAACUCAACAGUUUUUUGAUAUCUUAAACUGAGAUGCUGAUGUAGUCUCUAGUCAAGAGUUAGAGGCAAUGAUACACAAUCGCACAGUUCGGAAUAAUCUUGUCAAGUCUCGGCUGUGGCCGACUUGGUAGUAAUAGUAGUUCCCCUAGGGAGGAGGGCCCGGUCAAUCAACUGUUAUAAUCAUAGAAGAUGUGGUGGUUCAAGUUUGAUCUUUUCAUUUCUAUAUCAUCAUUACUAUACAUCGUGAAUGGUUAAAAAUCCUAUGCAUUUGUUACAAUAAUUUAAACAAGUGCCAAUAAGUAAAGCAUGUUGAUUGUAAAACAAAUUCUUCUGUUAAGUACCAUAGAAAAUGCAUUUAAACUAGCUCUGCUAAAUUGGAUGUCCCUGGAUAAAUAUUGAAAUAAUCAGACAGUGAGGAGAAUAUGUGUGCUGAUACAUUUUUUUCUUAGCACGAUGCCCAGAUGGACUAUUAUGGUAAGAAGCUUGCUACCUGCUCAUCUGACAGAACUGUAAAAAUUUUUGAAAUUAAUGGCACGACUCAAAAUCAAGUGGCCUGUUUGAGAGGGUAGGUGUACAUGUAAGAUAUUUUUAUUACAAUUCUUUGACUGGAUUAUUUUUCUGAAAGAUCAUUAACCCAUUCUUCCUCUGGAAUUUUGCCAAAAAACGUGUUUUGAAGCUAGUCUAGUGGUUUUUGUGGUCUCUGUCUGGUUAUAAAGCUUGGUGGUUCAAGGUUCAAGAUUUUCAUGAAUUUUGGGGUCAACUUUACAUGGUUUUUUGCCUUUUUCUCUGGCCUUCUUGACCAAAUCCUGCUCAUUCUGGCAUGGUUUGAAAGAUCUCUUCACCUUGUACAGGUUAGCUGACAAAGUUGUUCUUGACCAAUCAUUAAAACUGACUACAUCACAAGUGGUAGAAGUUAUAUUAUUAUUUUUUUUCCUUACUCUGAAUGGUAUGCUACAACAUAAAAGAUAAUUAUUUAUUUUGAUCAUUUAUCGUGAACAUUUUGUUUGCAGACAUGAAGGUCCAGUAUGGCAGGUUAGCUGGGCUCAUCCUAUGUUUGGCAAUCUCCUGGCAUCUUGUUCAUAUGACAGAAAAGUAAGAUUUAUCUUAGAUGAUAAUAUAAUAAUAAUAAUAAUAAUAAUAAUAAUAAUAAUAAUAAUAAUAAUAAUAAUAAUAAUAAUAAUGAUGAUGAUUUUAUUAGUAGUACUUCCACAAGGUGGCUCUUCGCCAACUGAUGCCCUAACUACAGUAUAGUAUUACAGAAAAUCAAGCCGAUUUUAAAUUAAAAAUGAUAUAUACACUAAAUUAAGGAUAAGUACAAAAGGUUUGAUAAAAAAUAUGUACAAUUGAAAGACAGCAUGGUUCAAAAUAAUAAUAAUAAAAAUCAGUCAUACGCUUUCUUCUUUGGAGAACAUGAGCUUCUUUGCAAACCUAACAAACUUGUUAUAGUCAGGCUCUUGCCUUAACCUAUCAGGUACCGUAUUACAUAAUCUCGCUGUUGAGUCUUGGAUGCUUCACCUGACCUAAGUUAUUUCCUUAUGUUACUAUAAUGUGCUUCCUUUUAGCUAAAGGUGACAUUAUUAUAUUACUACUAGGAAUGUCACAGCUGCAAAUUGAGCCUUGUGAAAUUUCUGCAUUUUAUGUGUAUGAUUUCAUUUCCUAGGUUAUAAUUUGGAAGGAAACAAGUAAUGGAUGGUCAAAACUUCAGGAAUUUUGUAAUCAUGAUUCUUCAGGUAACAAGAGGUUUCUGUUCAAAUUGUAAAGACAAUGUAAUAGGUAACUGACUGUAUUUUCUAAAUCUGGCAUUUUGUAGUAAAUGCAAUAUCCUGGGCGUCUCCAGACUAUGGGCUGAUGUUGGCUUGUGGUUCAUCAGAUGGAUCUAUUUCAAUAAUCACCAGUUCAGGUAACUAUUCAAUAUACAGCUGUACAUGACAGUUUCUCCUCAAAACUUUUCUUUAUGUUUACUUUUUGAAGAAAUUGUCACACACAUUUAAAGACAUGGAUUAUUUAGUCUAUCAAAGUGAUUUUGUUACAAAUAGUAAUGGCACGAGUCCUGGGACUCAUCUUGAGAAAAAUCAUGAGUUCUAGUCCAGAACUGUGGAGUCCUAGUUAAAAAAACAACAAUGAGUCCUUGGGUCUUUAUGUUACCACACAGUUAAUCUGAAGACAAUAUUUAAGUGUACUUCUUUUAAAACCUAAAUAACGCACAGUGCACAACCCGCACACUUGUUGGUAAACCCGUGCUGUAUUUUCUCCUCUUUCUUGGUUGAGACCAUCUCACACAUAUUCUUUUUUGUGAUUUUAACAGGUGAUGGUACAUGGGAAACAAAGAAAAUAAAUAAUGCUCAUACAGUAAGUUAGACCCUAGUAGAUAUUUUUUAUCCCUUGGGAUUUAUCAGGAUUAAAUACACAACAAUUCUCUUUGGGGUUCUUUGGGUCUUUAUUGCCUUUAUUGCCUGAUAAACAGGUUUAUCACUCACAUUAUUAACUAACUCAUGGUGUAGUUUUCCCUUGAUGUGUUUCCUUACAUACUGUCAAGGUGAAGCCAUUGAGUAAGAAUAAUGCUUGAUGCUGUUCACGUGCAAGAUCUCUUAUGACCUUGUAUGCUGUAAUAUUCAAGUACAUCAUUACUGUCUUCAAAUGACUUCAACACAUUACCCUUAUCUUGUUUUAUCCUUUGGUUGUGGUGUCCUGUAUUAAUGGUAGUUUUACUUUACAAAAAAUGUCUUUUUACGGUAAACUUCAAGUAUAACAAUCUAAAUGGCCACACAACAUCCUUUCCUGACAACAAUUAAAUUUAUAGUGGUUUGUUUCAAAUUCAAAGUUCUUUUCCUUGCCAAGGCUGUAAACAUUAACGAAGAUGAGAGCCCACCCCCUCCCCCCCCCCAAAAUUUUCCACUCUCAGAGGGAAAAAACCCAUAAAUUUCUCCGAGGUGCUUAACAUGCAAUGGUGUCAUUGUACAUAUAUGAUUCUGACUAUUAGAAAAACAAUGACUGAAUUUUUUUUUUUUUUUUUUUUGGGGAGGGGGGGUGGGGUGAAGUAACUGCCGGAACACAAAAGACUUGAUGUACUAUUUUUGACUUGCCUGAGUACUCUCUCUCUCAGAUUGGUUGUAAUGCAGUCAGCUGGGCACCAUCUGUUGCACCAGGAUCAUUAUUAGAGGUAAUAUUGCCCCCUAAAGUUGUACUAAAUGCUCUGUCCAUUAACAAUGUUUUUACUUUCCUCUUCAAAGUUGCUCAUCAUUUUUUAAUUAAAACCCAAAAUUAAAGAAUCUACACUCUACCUGAUUAAGCCUCCCUCCCGUCUUCCUUAUUAUUCUUCACUUAAAAAUUAAAGAUAGACUGCAUUAAUCAAUCUUGACUGUAAACGUUUGUGUGGACUGACCCAGGAUGGCUUAUUUACCAGCUGGAAGUUCAGAUUUGUUUUUGAUCCUUGGCUGCAUAAUACUGGCAUAACCUGCAACGUCUUGUACUUGAGAUUUUCCACCUAGUUUUUCGUUUCUUUAUAGAGAAACAAUGCCAUCUAUUUAUGGCAUCCACCGAUACCAUAAAUAAGCCUCCUCCCCACCCCUUUGAAAUAAGCCCCCUGUCUCUAUUAGGCUCCCCCUCAAAUGUGUUUGAAAUAAAUAAGCCCCCUGUAAUAGAGGAUUUACAGUAUUAUAAGUUUGUGGAUCUUGAGCUGUUUGCCAAUCCAAACUAAAGAUUUAAUGAUACGUGUACCUGCCAAAAACUAAUGCUCUAGAGGAAUGGAGGAUUGUUGUGGACAAUAAAGAGAAGCGUAAAGAGCUUAUUCAUGCUUUUUGUGAAGAAUAACAUUUGGCAAAGGAUAAAAGGAGUACUGUAUACUUCCACUUGUAAGCCCUAGGCAUAUUUAACUUUGUAUUGGGAUUUAGGAGUGGUUAUAAACAGGUGGGAGGGGGGGGGGGGCUUCUAACUGAACUAAAAAAAUGUAUUUCAAAACAAGUUCCAUUGCAGUGCUAUAAGCUACAUGGCAAUGCUCUUUUUUUUAAGCCUCUAAACAUCGUGAAAAAUCAAAUUCAUUUCAAUACAAGGUAGAGGGAGGCCUCCAUUUGGGGAGCCUUUUUUGGUGUACAGACAGAUGGGCUUUUAAUUGGGCGGAGGGGGGGGCUUAAAAGCGGCGGAGGGGGCUUAUAAGGAGAAGUUUACCGUAUGAGAACCACAAUGAAAGGAGGAGAGUAACAAAAAACUGAGGUCUAUGUGUAUCUCUAAAAUAUUCUGUGUCUUGCCUUUGUUGUGUUACAUGUAUAAGGUAUUUAUGUUGCAGGCAAAAUGCAGUCUCAGGUUAAACCAGAAUUUCCUUGAUCUCCUGUGAAUAACAAUAAACAAAGUAGGAUGAAUGCUGGCUUGACCUUAGAACAGAUUUGACCUGCAACAUAAUUAUUUUGGGGGAUGAUAAGAGUCACUGAUGACACCUAUUAUGAUUUUCCUCAUUUUAGCCUGGAUCUAAGCCUAGUGUGGUGGUUAAAAGAUUUGUCACAGGAGGAUGUGAUAACUUGGUGAAAGUUUGGAAGUAAGUACAUGUAACAAGGUGUAUUUUUUCACCAUCUUAGGGGGUUACUAUUAAUAGCAGUACAUGUGUCACUGUUGUACUUUUUGACCAAUGACGAUCAUGAUGCCAAUGAGGNGGGGGGGCUUAAAAGCGGCGGAGGGGGCUUAUAAGGAGAAGUUUACCGUAUGAGAACCACAAUGAAAGGAGGAGAGUAACAAAAAACUGAGGUCUAUGUGUAUCUCUAAAAUAUUCUGUGUCUUGCCUUUGUUGUGUUACAUGUAUAAGGUAUUUAUGUUGCAGGCAAAAUGCAGUCUCAGGUUAAACCAGAAUUUCCUUGAUCUCCUGUGAAUAACAAUAAACAAAGUAGGAUGAAUGCUGGCUUGACCUUAGAACAGAUUUGACCUGCAACAUAAUUAUUUUGGGGGAUGAUAAGAGUCACUGAUGACACCUAUUAUGAUUUUCCUCAUUUUAGCCUGGAUCUAAGCCUAGUGUGGUGGUUAAAAGAUUUGUCACAGGAGGAUGUGAUAACUUGGUGAAAGUUUGGAAGUAAGUACAUGUAACAAGGUGUAUUUUUUCACCAUCUUAGGGGGUUACUAUUAAUAGCAGUACAUGUGUCACUGUUGUACUUUUUGACCAAUGACGAUCAUGAUGCCAAUGAGGUUACGUAAUUUGUUUGGUAGUCAUCACUUUUUGUGUUUGGUGAUUCCAUGUAUUUUCCUUUGUGGCCUAAAACUUCAAUUGCAAUCAACAGCCCAGAAAUAUAAUUAUGUCAUUUUUCCAAGUAUUCUUUUGUUAUUGAUUUAGUACCCAGAACCUUCUUUAUCUCUUCUUUUUUCCUCAUCUGUUCUUUUCUUCAUUAAACUUAUUUUGUUUUUCAUUUAGAGAGGUGGAUGGUCAAUGGGUCGAAGAAGAGAAACUUGAGGCUCAUAGUGACUGGGUCAGAGAUGUUGCCUGGGCUCCUAAUGUGGGGUUACCUGUCAGCACCAUAGCAUCAUGUUCCCAGGUAGAUUUUUCUCUGGUAGGGCAGCUUUGGACUGCAUUAUUUUACUUUCUUCAAAGGCAAACUUUGGAAAACACAGACCAGAAAUCAGUUAUUUCUCUCCCCUUCUCUCCUAAACAGUCAGGACGCCCAGUUGUAAUAAUUAUUACAUAAUGGCAGAAGUUUAUCUCAGCCAAUUUUAUCAUAGGAUUUUGCAGCAAUCUGCUAUCAGUUUGCUGAUAACAGCAACAUGUCCACAAUGCACAAGUCAACUGUUGACUGUUCCCUAGGGGAAAAUUUAAAGUGGAAUUGUUAAACCCCUCUCUCAAAUUUUUCUUUUUAAAGUUUGAAAAAAGUUUUAUUCAGAAUAGCAUCCCCCAAUAGCUGUUAAUCCUUAAAGUAAAAUUAAUAGAGUGGAAGCUCUCAUGGGCAGACACCCUUGGGACACGAAAAAGGUAUUUGCAGGGUGCAAAGAAAAUCAGUUUUACAGCCUGCCUUUCGGGCAAGCUGUAGCUAGCAUGUACAUGUACUAGGCUAGCCAACAAGUCAUUUCAACUAGCCCCAAAACCCUUUUUGAUUAGCAGGAUUGAUUACAAUCCUUCUGUAAUUUGAAUUUCCCCAAAAAACAGCACUUGCCUGUCAGGCAAGUUAAGAACAAAAAUCACUAGCGCAAUAGCAAAAUCCACCAGCCCCGUGCUAUCGGACACGACUUUCUUUGCACACUGGUUUGUAAGUGGAGCUGGCACUUAAGGAAUGUAAAAACACAGUUUGUAUUGGAGUUAAGAAACCACAUAUUGAUUUCGUCUCAAAAAAAAUUUCGAAAAGUGUGGGAAUUAUUGCGAAAGCCCGCUUUUACCUAUCAUCCCAAACUUUGAUGACCUUGUAUUACUCCCUUGUAUAUCCUUUCUUAACAUACUGUAAUGUCGCCUGGUCCUCCACCUACUGUUCCAACCUAAACUGUAUUUACCUUUUGCAAAAGCAUCUAGUGCGACUCAUAACAAAAGCUCACUAUCUAGCAAUUACUGCCCCUUCAUUUAGCCAGCUUAAAGUCCUUGACAUAUUUAGUAUUAAUUCAUUUUCUGUCGCUACCUUUAUGUAUUCUUAUCACCAUAAUCUUUUGCCUAAUAGCUUUCAUGACUUGUUCUUAAGUAGUAAUCAAGUCCAUCAAUACGAAACUCGACUAGCCUCUCAAUAUAGACCUCAUUUUUGUAGAACAAAUAUAAAGCAAUUCAGUAUCCUUUACCGGGGACCUAAAAUCUGGAAUUUGUUGCCUGUUUCACUAAUUAGCUCUCCUUCUAUAUCUGUUUUUAAAAAAAAUUUAAAGAAUUAUCUCACUGAUAGCCGAUCUGUCAUUUAAUUUUCUGAUCUUGCUCACAAUGCACUCAGCCAUGAACUUAGUUCACUAGGUAGUUGAAGGAAACCUAUUAAUAUAAGCUUCAAGCUUCGUUAGGCUUCCUUGUCACAUUAGUUUUAUAAUUUAAUUAACACCUUUUGUUCAUGUUGUGUAAGGUUUUGUGAGUGACUAAAUAAAUAAAUAAAUAAAAUAAAUAAAUAAAUAAAUAAAAUAAGAAAAACAGGUUUUGUGAGGGUAGCUGUUACAGGUCAAAAUUUAAUUCGGGUUAAAAUUUUUUAACUUGGGUUGAUUCUGAAUUUACUUUGUCACCUAGCCCUAUUUAUUCAUGAAUUACGGCUAGUAGACAAAGGAAAUUCAGAAUCAACCUAGGUUUAAAAAUUUUAACCGGACCUGUAACAUAGCCAUUAGUAGAGCUGUCCACUUAGGAGAGUCUUGGUUAGGAGAGCUUCCAGUGAAAGUUACUUUGAGAACUUGACAGCAUUUUGUUUGGUUUUUUGACAGGAUUGCCGUGUAGUUAUCUGGACAAAAAAUGAGGUUACAGGUGGUGGUUGGUCUUCUAAGGUAAAUACAAGGUCUCUAAAAACAUCUACUGGGACUCAAGUCUUAAGAUCAAAGAGUUGUUUCCGAUAAAGAAAUUAGUAGUUACAACACAAUUUUGACAAUAAUUGUAAGUGCUGCUGUAGUUACCCUAUUUACAAUACAGUCAAUCCUUCAUGUGUGACCACUUGUUAUAAAUGACUGCCUCUCAAAAGCAGUCACAAACUCAUUUAACCCUUAAGCCCCAAUAUCCACAUACAAAUUCUCCAAACUGAUCUCCAUACAUUUCCCCCCUUAAAAAAUUAGUUGAGAGAAUUUGAUAAAAGUUCAAAGAUUUUUCUCUUUGAGAUGAUUUUAUUAAUUCUCGUAGACUUUGCUCUUGACGAGUUAUGGAUAUGGUUUGGAGAAAAUAGAUUUUGGUCACUAUUGGGAGUUAAAAGGGUUAAGCAAUCACCUGAUACUAUGGUCUUCUCUUUGUGUUCACUGUAUGUACAACACUAUUCAGAAUAUGAGAAGAACUCUAAGAAACAACAUGAAUUUACAUACACUGUAUGUUCUUGCAUUCAAUACAUUCUCUCCAAAAAGGAGAUGUGUCUAGACUUCUCCUCUUGAAAGACCUCCUGCAGUUUGACUCUUGUAAACACCUACCUCCCUUAAGAGUCCAUUACAGUAACUCUUUACAUUUUAUGUGGUCACUUAUGGGACGUUACAGUCAAGACAGGUCAAGCGUACCCUCCAAGAUUCUAUUAAUGAAUUUAUUAUUUGAAAAAUGAAUCUGUUAGUCAUUCCCGUAACUACUGUCAAAUUCAAAUUAGCAUUCCUGCAUGUGUGAUGAGAAGUGAAUAUUUUAUGAGAAAUUCUCUAUAUUUGGUCCGAUUGAAAAUCUUUGAAUGGAUAAAAUUGCUUCAAGACAUUUACAUCAAUUCAGGGAAACUAAGCUGGCAGUAUAACUGCCUCGUUGUGAAUUUACUGCUCAUUAUGCAUGCAAGAAUGCAGAGAUGAAUCUGAAAUCUACAACUACCAAUGGAUUCAACUUUUGAAUAAUAAAUUCAUUAAUGCAAUCUCAGGGGGUACGCUCCGACGACCUUCCUUGACUGUAAACUGUAAAUGACGUACAUGUAAGUCUGUUAUAACAUGAUAAAAGUGGUGACAACUACUGGGUACAAGAAAAUUGUUGUCCAAUCACCAACACCAAGGGCUAGUGGAGCAACACAUUGGGCGAGCCUGUUUUAAUUAUGAGCUGUCUUAUGGGCAAGCAUCAUUUGCCACAAUUAAGUAAAUUUUAGUAAAAGGGAGGUUGGUAGUUAAGUGCAUGACUGCUCUGGUCUAGUGACAAUUUAGAUCAUUAUACGUUUCUGGGAAACUGUCCACCUACCUCUCCCCUAAGCCAACAUGAACACUUACUUCUCAUGUAGGGAAAAUGUUUGCUUAGGGAAAGGAUAGGUGGACAGUUUCUCAGAGACGUGUAAUUAUCCGUAAGUUUUAACACCAGAAUAAGCAAGCAAUUUUGUUAAAUUUUCAUCUCACCAUGUAUAAAGAGACUGAAAGGGGCCCCCUAAACUUUUCUUAGCAAUUUAUUAUUGCAGCUUAUUGCUAAAUGGCCAAGUUUGAUAACAAGGUUGUGUUUACUUUUCAGGUUUUAAAGAAGUUUGGUGAUGUUGUUUGGCAUGUUAGUUGGUCUGUAACAGGGAAUAUUUUAGCUGUAUCUGGUGGAGAUAACAAGGUAAACUUAAUGCAGAAUCAGCCUUAAGUUGGCUGAGAUGACAUGUUAAAUGACACUUUUUAUCUGUUUUGACCCUUUCUUGAAAGUUGUGUAAGAAACAGGCGAGAGAUAUCCUCUCUCUGAUAGUCACCUUCACCCAAAACUGUCUAGGUUUUUUUUAGGCAAGAAAGAAACAGUUCAACUUUUGUUGAGGGGGUGUGGGGGAAGAGAAGGCAGCAUGGCCAUGUGGUCAGCGCAUCGGACUUGCAAUCCAGCUGUCCCGGGUUCGAGUCCCGCUCUGGCCGCUUCCUGGAUUUGUUCUCAGUCGUCCCAAGUUCAAAUCCUCGGUCACUCCUGUAAAUAGCCAACUGGAUACCUCCUGCCAGUUGGGGCUUUUAAUCCUGGUUUAUUGUGUUUGAAUUAUUUGUUUUUAGUGGAAUGCCUAUAAACUAGCUGGAUAAGCUAAGUGCUAUUUUCACUAUAAACAAGCCUUUAAAACUUUAAGAGACGGCUACAGGUGAAACGGUACAAGGGACUUUAUAAGGAGUCACUUACUUUCACAGGACGUGAAAGUGACGUCUAACUUUUAAGAGGAUCGAACAAAAGGAUUUGCUUUUGUACAGGUGAGCUUAUGGAAGGAGUCUCUUGAAGGCCAAUGGGUGUGUGUUAGUGAUGUAUACAGAGGGCAAGGGCAGGAAACGCAAUGAUGUUUUUGUCAUUUCUUGGCCUUUUAGGCAAAAAAAAAAAAACAUUUUAGAUAGCAAGAAGAAUUAUGUACAGGGUGUAAAAUAUGUCUUACCUCUCUAUACCUAAAGUGUACAACACAGACAAAAUUUAUUACAUUGAAGAAUAGGUUUGUGGUGUUCUCUGGCCCGAAUGCAAGUUUUGCUCUUUGAUUGCAUGUGCAGAAACAGGAGCGUACUUACACUGAAUUUAUGUUUCUUUUUGUGCAAAAUGUACAUGCAGUGGUUGUGUUCGAAUGCGAAAAAUCAGUGUCUGUUUAGUUUGCGUCCUUAUUAAUAAUUAUUAAUCUCCUCCCUUUCUCCCAGCUAUUGAGACGUUUCAUCAAAGUUGUCAUAAAUUUUUAAAUAAAAAAGAAUAGUUUUCAAGCUACACUGUGAAAGUAGUUUCAGUUUUUAAUUAUUAUAAGACAGUUCCUUGAAAAAGAACUGCUUAUUAUUUUUGUCCUCUUAAAGUAAUGUGAUCCUUGCAAUCACAUAAUUGUAGUUCACAACACAGCAGUGAAACUCCAUACAGCAGAACCGUUACCGUUCUCAGGAUAUUUUUCUCAACGUCAGUAUCCUCAAACAAUUAAUAUGCUAAAGCAUGGCAUAGCUGGCGAGAGAAGGCUCUAAGAACACGUUGAAUAUGACAGUCGUUGAAUAUAAGGAGACGCUAAGUUCAAUUCUUUUAGCAGAAAUUAAUGUGACCUGGGUUUCUUCAAACCUCCAACUGACUUGUGUGAAAAAUUGCUUGUGACUAUGCUACCUAAGCUAACACUCGUUCUUAAAAUUCUUAACAUUUGCGACAGAUUUACUGAAACUAUCUAUUUUCACAGAAGUGGUGAUUAUUCUAUUUCUCUAUACAUAUCAAGUUUACAUAUUAUUAUUGAGAGCAUUGCCUUUGUUCACAAUACGCAUUCACUUAAACUACAGUUCUACCAAGCAGUUUCAUUAUGAUAAUUGUCAUGAAUGACAUUGACAUAACUGUCGUUAUCCCUGGAUUUGUUCAUGGUAUUCGCGAGUUUAAAUCCUCGUCCAUGCUUGUAAAAAGCCGGCUGGUUUGCCUCCGGCCAAUUGGGAUUCUUAACUCUGUUUAGUUUGAUUUGAAUUAUUUGUUUCAGGCAUUUGCACGGGCCCACUAGCAUUAGUGCUAUAAAUACUGACGAGGGUA
Porites evermanni is the source of this 12383-nucleotide messenger RNA. The record is from the annotation of a GenBank genome assembly. NCBI's taxonomy places the organism in Eukaryota, Metazoa, Cnidaria, Anthozoa, Scleractinia, Poritidae.